Messenger RNA from Notodromas monacha, 3046 nucleotides. Lineage: Eukaryota; Metazoa; Arthropoda; Ostracoda; Podocopida; Cyprididae. The record is from the annotation of a GenBank genome assembly.
UUUGUGGGUUUAAUCGCAGGCUCCGUCCAUUUAAAGAUUUUUGAAAUCAACGACGCGGUGCAUCGUUCAGCAUGUCAGACUUUAAAAAACCGAGUGCUGUAAAAGAUUUUUUUGCUGGCGGUUUUGGUGGGAUGUGCUGCGUCGCUGCUGGACAUCCACUCGACACCAUAAAGGUGCGUUUACAAACUAUGCCAAAACCCGCACCGGGCUCUCCUCCAUUAUACACUGGAACCCUCGAUUGUGCGAAGAAAAUAAUUACCAGGGAAGGAUUUUUUGGGCUUUACAAAGGUAUGGCCGCGCCUCUAAUAGGAGUUACCCCGAUGUUCGCUGUAUGUUUUCUUGGCUUCGGUGUUGGAAAGAGACUCCAACAGAAGGACCCCAAUGAACAACUAUCCCUUAUUCAACUGUUCAAUGCGGGAAUGCUGGCCGGUGUGUUCACAACUGCAAUUAUGACCCCUGGAGAAAGAAUCAAAUGUUUACUACAAGUUCAAGCAGCAUCUGGGGAGCCACCCAAGUACAAAGGACCAUUAGACGUUAUGAAACAGCUGUAUAAAGAGGGAGGAAUUCGAAGCAUUUAUCGAGGAACUGCGGCAACUCUUCUGAGAGAUAUACCCGCAAGUGGAAUGUAUUUCAUGACCUAUGAAUGGCUGCAGAGAAUUCUCACGCCCGAAGGAGGUAAUCGUUCGGAUUUGAGUCCUCUGCGGAUCAUUUUUGCUGGAGGAAUGGCUGGUGUAUUUAAUUGGGCUGUUGCGAUUCCUCCCGAUGUGCUCAAAUCACGGUUGCAAACAGCUCCGGAAGGCAAAUACCCCAAUGGCAUCAGAGAUGUGUUCAAGCACUUGAUUAAAGAAGAAGGUAUUACUGCGAUUUACAAGGGAACAGCCCCGGUUAUGUUACGAGCUUUCCCGGCCAAUGCGGCCACGUUCUUGGGCUACGAAAUGGCACUCAAGUUCUUGAACUAUUUGGCGCCGAAUUGUGUACAGAGAGUAGUUCGGCUACGGUGUCUUUCUCCGCGUCAUUGUGGUGAUUUUGUUGUUUUGGGUAUUUUUUUCUCGUUUGUUGGCUACCCGUUUUAUCGACAUGCGGGUUGGAUAUUUUUACCAGAUGUAACCAUUUCGGGACGCAAUAUGAUCAUGAACAUGGCUCUUCAAAAUCUUGUUGAGGGACAGUGUGGGCGGGAGAAUGAGUUAGUUUCCUUGUCGCGUCAUCUUCAGCAAAACUUCGGCGGCUUUCCACUGCUGACCCAGCUGAGAAAUGCUGAACCUGAUCGAGAAGUGCCUGCGGACAACCCGAUGGUGAAUGAAUUCAUGAAAGAAAUUUCUCGGGAUCAAAUGACGGCCAUGCGGUCAUUCCGAAUGGACACGCUGUUGAACGAGAUGCAUGCGUUGGAUACCUCAGUGGGAGCUUCUAUCGUGUCAAGUUCUCGGGUCGUGCAUCCUCCGCAAGUUGCACCUGGUGUAGCUAAAAUUGCAGCCGUCCAGUCGGAGGAAUGGGCGAAGGAAUAUAUUGAUCUCGAAAAGUUAUCGUUACCGGUGGCAUGUGAUGUUGGAAGUGCACAACUCAGUGCCCUGCAGCUGGGCAUUUCAGCACCUCCGAAAUUGCAAUCGGAAGGAAUAAUGAUGCCUCCAGUCCCAUAUGGUGUGCAGCCGUUGCGUCCGCAGUUUCCGUUACUCCCGCCGAUGAUGCAAAUGGAACGGCCGGUUCAUCAUUCUGCCCCAGACUACCGCUUUGCGGAAGCACUCGGAGACGAUUGGAUUGGAGAAUUCUUAUCGAGCGAGGAAGUGCUAAAAGGCGUUGUUGACUCGGUAGAAUCUGGGAACAGGACAUCGGAUCUGGAAAACGUCUCUUCAUCAACUUUGCGGGAAGCAACUGGCUCGUGGGAUCCGCUGGGUGACAUUUCAUUGGACGAUACCCUUCAGGAUACGCUUGAAUCAUCAGUUUCAAAAUCUUAUAGAUUCGAGGAAGAUAACCCACUGAAGUAUGCGGAAGACCCUUUUGAAAUGGGUUUGAAAAAGGUGGAGGAAGGCGACGUGGCUUCUGCAGUUUUAUUGUUUGAAGCGGCGGUUCAGCAGGAGCCGCAGCGUGCCGAAGCUUGGUUUCACUUGGGUGAAACGCAGGCGAAAAAUGAAAAUGAUUCAUUAGCCAUUGCUGCGUUGAGGAAGUGUCUCGAACUCGAACCGGAUCAUUCAGAAGCUCUGAUGGCUGUUGCGGUCAGCUUUUGCAAUGAAAAUCUGAACAGACAAGCAAUUGCAUCCCUUCAGGAAUGGUUGCUGAAAAAUCUGAAAUAUUCAGACUUGCUUCCUGUUGAACACCGGUCCAGCGAUUCUAUUUUUGUAAAUUCCAUGGGAUUUGUUCUGCCAAAAGAACACGCUUUCUUGAAGGAGGGAUUUAUCCAAGCUGCGAAUCGCAACCCGAACGGAUCUGUUGAUGCUGAUGUUCAGCAAGGUCUUGGUGUUCUCUUUCAUAUGUCCGGCGAAUAUGAUAAAGCUGUCGAUUGUUUCAAAGCCGCUCUUCAAGUGCGUCCAGAUGACUCAUUAUUGUGGAAUCGUCUUGGGGCCACGUAUGCCAAUGGCUUGAAACCUGAAGAUGCUGUUAGCUCUUAUCAUCGCGCCCUGGAGCUCUAUCCGGGUUUCAUUCGCUGUCGUUACAAUCUCGGCAUCUCUUGCAUGAACCUGAAAGCGUAUAGGGACCUUUCCAUGGUCAACCGUGAGCUUGGGUUCAAGUUGAAUCCAGGGGCAGACGAAUGAUUCAUUGUAUACGUCGAUUAGCUUUUUCGUUGUUGGUGUAGUGACGGAUUCAUACUCCCUGAAAUUAAGUGACGGUUCGUUUGUUUUGGUUUCAAUCGAGAUAAGGCCAAUUGGAGGUAGACUUCAAGUUUUCAUAUUCAAAUGUGGAAGGAUAUUCAUUCAAGUGCCAUUCGUUGUUACUAUGGCCAUUUCAAUUUGGUGACUGCUUGACCAAAACUUGGUCUAAUUGAUGUUUAAUUUUCAUGAAAAGGUUGUGAUUUUAUCUGGAGAAAUGAAUUUUUUUGGAAAGACACGAGUAAUAA